Trametes versicolor FP-101664 SS1 is the source of this 528-nucleotide messenger RNA. RefSeq lists its product as uncharacterized. The transcript has a single exon. Gene Ontology annotation, molecular function: nucleic acid binding; RNA-DNA hybrid ribonuclease activity. Lineage: Eukaryota; Fungi; Basidiomycota; Agaricomycetes; Polyporales; Polyporaceae. The annotation marks the transcript as partial. The record is from RefSeq and is a predicted model, not a curated record.
CUCCGAACUCGAUCUGCGCCUACCACCUUCCGGUGGGUCAAGGGCCACGACCGUGUCCGUGGCAACGAAGAGGCGGACCGGCUGGCUGGCGAGGCGGCCAACCUCCCUCGGCCCUUUCGGCCGAUGACACUGCCCGCGCCUGAGCGCUACACUGUGCGUGGCGCGUCUUUGCUCUAUCUAACACAGAAGCUGGCGUACAAAGGUAUUCAAGAAUGGAACGAGAAGCCCGCCCGCCGUGCGACGGCGCGCAACGUGGCUGCAGCCCAGACUGCCCUCAGUGAGUGGAGCGGGGAGCGGCCCACGGAGUCCUCAAUAUGGCUACUACUCCGAAAGGACCCGGUGUCGCGUAAAAUACGGGACUUCAUCUGGAAAGCGCUGCAUGGCGGCCACCGCGUAGGUAAGUUCUGGUCCCAUAUACCGGGAUACGAAGCCCGUGCGACUUGUAGCACGUGCGGCGCCCUGGACACCAUGGAGCAUAUCCUCUGUGAGUGCACUGCGGAAGGCCAACGUACGGCAUGGGCCCUGGCG